Limanda limanda (common dab) is the source of this 4042-nucleotide messenger RNA. RefSeq names its product neurofilament heavy polypeptide-like. The coding region runs from base 231 to 2981 and encodes 916 amino acids. The transcript has 7 exons. The record is from RefSeq and is a predicted model, not a curated record. NCBI's taxonomy places the organism in Eukaryota, Metazoa, Chordata, Actinopteri, Pleuronectiformes, Pleuronectidae.
ACCUGUAGAGAGAAGAAACUUUCACUUGAAAGUAUUUAUGAAUCACACCUGUUGUUACCUGUGGUUGGAACGCGCACACUUUCGCUUUCUCGUCCAAACGUUUUCCACGGAAACUAAAAUGACUUCUUGGACUUUUUAUCUCGACACGUACGGAUCUCUGUCCUAACGCCAGCAGCGAUAGUGAAUUUAAAACCACGUCUUUGAAUCCGAGGCAUUUCUGCGUCUCUGACAUGGCUCUGAGUUACUUCCUGGCCUGUGGGAUCCUUCUCUCCAGUCUCGCUCCUCCGUGUGUAGUUUCUGCAAAGCCUCCGAUGUACGGUCUCCUGGGGCAGGAGGUCCACCUGAAGCCAGUCUUCACCGGACACCCUGACGACAUCCUGUGGAAACUCGAUGGCAACAAAGUGGUGGAAUUUAAUGGGAAGGAGGAGCAGGUGUACAGCCGUUAUCGAAGCAGGGUCACCCUUGACUGGGUCUCGGCAGAACUCGACAUCAAAGACCUCAGUCAUGAAGACAGCGGAGAGUAUGAACUGGAAAUAUAUGUGAACAAAGAGAUGCAUCGUUUCGCCUAUAAAUUGGAGGUCAUAGAUAAGGUCAACAAACCCAGCGUCUCCUGUGAUAUGAACAGCAGCAGCUCUGACACAAGUGGAACCUGGGCGACGCUGACAUGCUUUGCAGAGCCCACACGGCCCCUGUCCUCGUUGAAGAAUGAGUAUGUGUAUGAGUGGGAGUCAAGUGGAAAUGUGAUGACCGGCCAUCAGUUAAAAAUAUUGCUGGAGGAAGAAUCGGAUGAUCAAAAAUACACUUGCAAAGUGAGCAACCCUCUGACUUCUGAAACGACGACGUUCGCUGCAAAGACUUGCUACCCUGAUGAAAGUUCAUCUGUAGCUCUGGCUGUCAGUCUAACCAUCAUCUCCAUCCUCCUCUUACUAUUGGUAUUGGCUAUAGUGUUCUGCAAACUAAAGAAUAAAGCAUGUUUUGCAAAAGGCAACAGACAUGAUGAGGAGAAUGGGCGUUCACCAACAAAAGCUGGUAAAGAGACAGAUCAAAACAAGGAAAAGGUGCGUUUAUUGCACGAAGUGCCCACGCUCCUCUCUAAUCAGCGACUCAGACCUUAUGUCCAAGCUCAUCGUGACGAGGCGACUGAUCUCCCUGCCGACAAUCCCAGAGAACACGCAGCCGCAGACUUGGACAAAGGAGAAGAAUCAAAUAAGGAGGAAGAUCAAAUUGAAAAACUAUUUGGUGUAAAACUCAAGCCAACAGGUUUCAAACGUGCCCCUCAAGUUCCAGACCAUCAAGAAGAAGGCAAGCGCAGGCAUGAGUCAGAGUGUGAGAGGCAGUCAGACAGCAGGGCAGCAGAGGAAGAGGACGACGAGGGUAAAACUGAGGAGGACCGGCCGCCCACCUCUCCUGAGCAAAACAUGUCAGAAACUGCUCCAGGUAAACAUCACUCAAAGUUUCCAGAGGGAAAAACACAAGCGAAAGAAGACGACCAGACAAAAAUGGACAAAACUGUUUCGGGAGAUAAACGUGAAUCAGAUGGAGAAGAAACAGAAGAUAAUCUAUAUUCAGACACCUCUCAGAGCCCAACACCAAAAAAUACAGACAACACUCAAACCAAUACGUUUGAAAAGUCUCCAGACGCUGCCCUUCCAGAUCCAGACCCCAAAGUAGAAGGCGAGAGCAAGCAGAAGUCAGAGUGUGAGAGGCAGUCAAACAGCAGCGCAGCAGAGGAAGAGGAUGACGAGGGUAAAACUGAGGAGGACCGGUCGCCCACCUCUCCUGAGCAGAACAUAUCAGAAACGGCUUCAUGUGAACCUCACCCAGAGUUGUCAGAGGGAGAAACACGCUCGAAAGAAGACGACCAGCCAGAAAUGGACAAGACUGUUUCUGGAGAUAAACAUGAAUCAGAUGGAGAAGAAACAGAGAUUCUAUGUGAGGACACCUCUCAGAGCCCCACACCAAAAAAUACAGACAAUAAUCCAACCAAUAAGUUUGAAAAGUCUCCAAACGCUAAAAUACCAGAUCCAGACCCCAAAGUAGAAGGCGAGAGCAAGCAGAAGUCAGAGUGUGAGAGGCAGUCAAACAGCAGCGCAGCAGAGGAAGAGGACGGUGAGGAGAAAACUGAGGAGGACCGGCCGCCCACCUCUCCUCAGCAGAACAUGUCAGAAACUGCUUCAGGUGAACAUCACUCAGAGUUGUCAGAGGGAGAAACACACUCGAAAGAAGACGACCAGCCAGAAAUGGACAAGACUGUUUCUGGAGAUAAAUGUGAAUCAGAUGGAGAAGAAACAGAGAUUCUAUGUGAGGACACCUCUCAGAGCCCCACACCAAAAAAUACAGACAACACUCAAACCAAUACGUUUGAAAAGUCUCCAAACGCUAAAAUACCAGAUCCAGACCACCGAGUAGAAGGCGAGAGCAAGCAGAAGUCAGAGUGUGAGGAGCAGUUAGACAACAGCGCAUUAGAGGAAGAGGACGACGAAGGUAAAACUGAGGAGGAGCGGACGCCCACCUCUCCUGAGCAGAACAUGCCAGAAACGACUUCAGGUGAACAUCACUCAGAGUUGUCAGAGAGAGAAACACACUCGAAAGAAGACGACCAGCCAAAAAUUAACAAACCUGUUUCUGGAGAUAAAUGUGAAUCAGACGGAGAAGAAACCGAGGAGAAUCUAUAUACAGACACCUCUCAGAGCCCCACACCAAAAAAUACAGACAACACUCAAACCAAUACAAUUGAAAAGUCUCCAAACGCUAAAAUACCAGAUCCAGACCCCCAAGUAGAAAGCGAGAGCAGGCGGAAGUCAGAGAGUGAGGGGAAGUCAGACAGCAGCGCAGCCAAGGAAGAGGAUGGUGAGGAGAAAACUGAGGAGAAAACUGAGGAGAAAACGAAGGACGAGUGUGAUCCAAAAGAAGAAAAGCCAGACCACAUGAGCGAGAGUGAGGAUAAAGGAGAAAAGAAAACUGGGGCUGUUGAAAAAUGAAAGUGAAAAUGUAAAUAUAAUCAACUGGAAUAUAAUUCAAAUGAACAGCGGGUGGAGGACUCUCAAACAUCAGGCCAGACAAACAUCAACCUGUUGGACUGAAAGGAAAUUAUGGAGAGAUUCACAUUCAGGAAGAGCCACUGAGAACAAAUACCCAAGUAAACAAAAAAGGACAGUUGUUGGGUCGAAGUCCACAGACCGAAAGCCGACAUGUGAUUUAUGCAUCAUUGCUUUUAUUAUUUUUUUAAGGAACACAAUACAAAAUGUGUCAUUCAAAUUAAUUAUAACCGAUAUGUAAGUAUGACAUAGUUAUCCACCUUUAUACACUGAGAAAGACGAGCCUGAACUGAAAUGACGUUACGGAAAUGACGGUGUUUGGGAAUUGGCAGAAUAACACAUUUUAACUCAGAGUAAAGAGAAAGAAACUUUGUAAUUUAAAGUUGUUAGUAUCCUUCUCUUAGGAUUCCCACUGGUCCUGCAACGUUAACCUACUGCAGAACAUUCAAAACAUAUUCAAACUCCUGCAUGUUUUUUCAUAUUUGGUUUUAUUGCAUCCUGCUAAAAUUAGGGAAAUCGCUCAUCCCUCUACAAUCAGUUUCCCAUAAUGAUAUAUCAUAAAACGGGAUUUGGGAUUAGUCUCAUAACAGAUCAGGUCUCAUAACAUAUGUUGGAGCAAAAACUAAGCAAAGACGAGCUUCAAGAAUCCGUCUAGAGUCAUAAAAGACUCAAGAAUAUAUAUGAUUUUAUGGUGCUUCCUAAUUGUAUACAUUCUCUAAAUGUUAACCUCAUUACAUGCUUUAAAGAAUAUUUUAUCAAAAAUAAUUAACAAUCCAAUAUGUAGUCAAAACCGGGAGGUUUUUUUAUAUUCACUAAUCUAUAGAUGUCAUAUAUUUUUAGAGCUCAGGGUUUUUUAUUUUUCAGCACUGAUUAUUUAUUAAUUGUUUGUGAUUUCCAUUUGUGAAAGUACAGUUACUUUAUUUUCAUCUUUUAAGUUUUUAUUAACUUUUCUCUUGUAGUUUUGCUUUUAGUUUAAAAACCUACACUACAUUUAUCAGUAAAUA